Molecule: messenger RNA, 834 nt
Organism: Amoebophrya sp. A25
Lineage: Eukaryota; Dinophyceae; Syndiniales; Amoebophryaceae
Source: the annotation of a GenBank genome assembly
CAUGAUGAUGCGGGGAACACAGGGAGGCGCGCCAGCCUCGGAAAUGGAGAACGAAGUAGAACAUGUCAUGCUUGGAGACGGGCAGGAACAUGAUCAAACCUCAACGCUGUACCGAGGAAGCAGAGGUGGCUCGCAUAACUCUACCCAGCGGAGCAGCGGAGGAGGCGCGACUAGGGUCGACUUGCAAUACGGCAGUGGACUGUCACUUGCAAGAGGUCCGCCAAGCAUGAACGCAAGUCACAGAAGUCAAGCCUCCUCUCGUCGUGGCCACGAUCAUGACAUGGGUGUCGAGGGAGACCAAAAUUCCACAAUGGAGCACGACCAGAUCUCGCAAGCAGGAGACGACAUGUCUAGCAGAAGUGCCUCAGAGCGUGGCUCUUCUCGCAGCGGCAGCGAGCAGGGUCGUGGAACAGUGAGAAGAGGGUUUUUACUGGUCGAUCCUCCUGAAGAUGGCAUGGAUCCGAUGUCUAGCGCUUCUCAGACACACCGUUCUUCUAGUUCUCGAGAAGAAAGUGCAUCAGAAAUGUGUGAAGAUGGCGCUGACGGCGCUAGCAAUGUUGUGGGGGAUGAAGAUGAGGUUGAUGGAGGGGGUGAACAUGCUGUUGCUGGUGCAGGAGGAGCGAUAAAUUCCAACAACAGUUCCAAACGAAAUACGAGAAGGUCACUGGCACAGAAAACAGGCUCUAGUUGGACGGAAACGAAAGCGCGAUGGACGUGGACUGGUGUACAUGCGAAGUUCGGGUCGCAAGAGAUGCCGUCAGAGGCUUUGCGCAAUGAGCGUCGAGAACGACAGAAAUCGCUUCUGCAGUUGUUAGGUGAGAUUCUGAAUGUCGG